This is a messenger RNA of Notodromas monacha, 3992 nucleotides long. The record is from the annotation of a GenBank genome assembly. Lineage: Eukaryota; Metazoa; Arthropoda; Ostracoda; Podocopida; Cyprididae.
UAAUUUUCGUUUCUACUCGCCAUAGGGAUUUUAUUUUUGAAAAAAAAAUCGCGUUAUUCCCGGAAAUGUUGUGAAAGCUUACGAGAGAGUGAUGUCGGGUGACGCGGCGAUAACGGAUCUCAGCAAACACGAAAUGUCGGUGACGGAAUACUUGCGGAAGCGGGACGCCUUUUCCUCGCGCCCGCCGGACGUGGCCCUCUACGAGAAUCUCGGCGGUCUUCCCGACGUGACCAACAGUGCCCAGUACGGACGCCACAAUUCCAGUUCGCUUCGGAACCCGCCCAUCUACGAGAACCUGGACACGUCUUCGACUUCGGACUACGUGAACGCGUCUGCGGCCUUUGACUUCACCGCCAUGGCGAGUGCGUUGACUGCCAAGGACGGGUUCCUGCCGCCCCCGCCUCCGUACCCUGGACCCGGUUGCCUGUUCCCGGUGUCGGCUCAAAAGCCGCAACAAAGGUACCGUCAAGCCCCGGCGUAUUCCCCGUAUUCCCCUUUGCCGCCUCCAGUGGGCCCGAAAAGCUCCAAGCUCUUGUCAUUUUCCAUCACGCCGCCGAGGAACGUUGGGCCGAGUGAGGCCGAAAAGAAGGUGGACGCCUUGACGAGACGGAUCGAAGAAGAGAUGGAGAACAAGGAAGAAGAAGGGGAAUAUUUCGGGAUUUGUCACACGUGCGGGGAACGGGUGACGGGUGCGGGCCAGGCGUGCCAGGCCAUGGGGAAUUUGUACCACACCAACUGCUUCAUUUGUUGCUCAUGCGGACGCGCGUUGCGAGGCAAGGCGUUUUAUAACGUGCACGGAAGAGUGUAUUGCGAAGAGGACUACUUGUGGACCGGGUUUCAGCAGACGGCGGAGAAAUGCGCCAUUUGCGAGCAUCCGAUCAUGGAAAUGAUUUUGCAGGCAAUGGGGAAAAGUUAUCACCCUGGUUGUUUUCGUUGCUGCGUGUGCAACGAAUGUUUGGACGGAGUGCCGUUCACGAUUGACGUUCAGAACAAGAUUUACUGCGUACAGGAUUACCAUGCAAUAUUUGCUCCGAAAUGUGCUGCCUGUGGGAAAGCAAUUACGCCGGUUGAAGGCACUGAAGAAACAGUGCGAGUCGUUUCCAUGGACAAGGAUUUUCAUGUUGAUUGCUACGUUUGCGAGGAUUGUGGGAUGCAGUUGACUGACGAACCUGAUAAAAGGUGCUACCCGCUCAAGUCCCACUUGUUGUGCCAAGCGUGUCAUUUGUGCCGGUUGGAGGACCAGUAUCAUCAGCCGACAAGGAUGAAUAUGCCUCCUCAAGAGUAUCCUGACAGUCUUACUAAUUUUAGAAACGAAAUAUUUGUGCCGGUUGGAGGACCAGUAUCAUCAGCCGACAAGGAUGAAUAUGCCUCCUCAAGAAGAGUGAUAGAAAGUGUAGCGAUGGAGGACUUGGACAGGGUUCAAGCUAUUGUCAAUAGAAUGACUGAAGUCGUUUACAGCAGUGGGCGCGAGUUGCCCAGGGUUCGUCGGAAUUUCCGACAACUCAUGGAAGAAGGCGAUGAACUGUGGACUCGACACGCAACUAGGCCGAUUCCGGAAGCCGAGGGGAUGGCGUUUUUCGGGUCCCGGGGAGUGGACAUGCUUUCUGCCAAGCGGGUCCUGGAAUGCAUCGGACAAACCCCUGUGGUGAAGCAGAGCGAAGAGCCUAGUGUCGUGAACGUGCCUGCUUAUUUGGAACGAGCCAAGGAACUGUUGGUCUUGGAAGCGUUCCGUGAUGCGGCCGACUCGGUGUCGAAGGCGUGUGAGCAGUCUUUCCGCGUGUGUGCAGACAUGGCCUGGGAAGAGCUGAAGAACAGCAUUCUGGAGGAGGACGAAGACGAUGCGGUUGAUGAGCGGAUGAUGUCUGUUCAGAAACCUAUCUUCCAUUCCGUGUCGAAUGCGGAAUCGCGAAUGACUUCGUCUGAAGUUGAUUCUGUUGGUGCCAAGUUUGCUCUGCGUUUGAUGGAGCACAACCGGGAAGUCAUCGCUGGAAAAGCUUCAUCAGAUCUUCUUCACAAAUUUCUGCUUGCUGUUGAUGAACUCAAGUCCACGACUGUUUCGGCUCGGUGGAACAUGAUCUUAGCGUAUAAAGAAUUGGCGUCUGGGAAGAUUGGCGAAUCGUCUCCAGAGGCCUUUCGAUUAUUGCCGGAAACCAUUGACAAAAUCGUUCUCAUCGGCAGAAGACUUCUUGAGGAGAAAUUCCAAUUGCACAUCGAGAAAGCAGUGUGGCAUAAUAUGCAGAGUGUGGAGUUGAAGGGUCGUCCGGGACAGUGUGAAUUGAUCAGAAACUAUUGGAACACUUGCUUGAAGCCGUCUUUCGAGUACUUGCAUGAUCCCAGGAAUAGUGGGGAUUCCCACGAAGGACUUGUUGCGGGUGUUCCAGCCUGGGCGUAUUUGUAUUUUGCUCUGCGCUGUGGAGACUGGGACACUGCUCUCGAAAUUGCGGAUCAAGCUGGGAUGAUUUUGGCGGAAGUAAAACCAUAUUUGACAGAAGUGGCUGCGAGUGCGAAGAAACGCUUGAGCCCAGAGUCGGAAGCGAGUAUUAGACUUGCCUACAGGAGGGAUUACGUCAAUUCUCUGGAUCCCUUCAAGAAAAUCGUUCAUUGUAUCCUCGGAGCUUGCGAUUUUGCAGAUGGUCACGAGGCAGUUGUAUCCACUACUGAUGAUUACAUGUGGGUCAAGUUGUGUCAACUUGUCACAUCCAGUGCUUCGGCCGGACAACCACUCAGCACUGCGUCUUUACCGGAAUUCCAGAAGAUGAUUUCCGAAGAUUACGGGGAGAAUCACUUCAACGCGAUGAAGAAACCGGAUUUGUAUUUUUCGGUCUUGAUGCUGUCUGGACAGUUUGAAAGGGCGAUAGAGUUUUUGUACCGGUUGGAUGGUACGUUGAAGACGGAAGCUGUGCACAUGGCCCUGGCUUUGAAAGAUCUGGGUUUGCUGAUCCACACGAAAAGCACCAAGCGAAAUAUGCUGGAUUGUGUUCCUGGAGAUGCUGUGAGACUGAAUGUCGGGCGAAUGACGAUUUUAUACACGAAGAAGUUUUACAAGAGCGACUGCGUCGAAGCGUUGCAUUACUAUUAUCAACUGCUAGAUUUUGAGUAUGGCGGACAAAACGCCUUCUACCGCCUGGCAUCGGAGAUGGUCCUCGCAGUCGGCAACUGGGAAUUCUUCUUUGGGAAACUCAUGGGCGACUGGGUUCGCAGCACCGGGGCCCUGGACGAAUUCCGCCUCGACACCCACAAGGUCAUUUCGAUGGUCGCUGACGAGUUGCACGGCCGUGGCGACGAUUACGACGCCGUGAGUCUCAUGUUCCUCUGCACUCGCGAAGACGAAGGCGUGGAGUUGCUGCUCAAGAAUUUGAGUCACUGCGCUGUGCUCAAGCCCGGAAGUGUCGGGCCGGAAGUUGUGAGGAAGGAAGAAUUUGUGAAACAGGCCAGAGGGAUUUUGGAGUUUGUCGGGGAACGAGGCAGGAGCGAGAUGUCGGCGUAUUUGUGCUGCGCCCUGGAGGUCAUGCUGAAUGUCGUGCACUUUUUUGACCUUUUCCACGAGAAAAAGAUGCUCCCUGCUCUCGAGCUGUUGGAGCCCAUGGGAAUAGUUCCGCUGAAAAACGAAGCUGUGCAAGAAUGUGUCCAGUCUUACGGCAAGAUUCAUCCGAGUUUGCAACGCUUGUUACCGGAAAUGCUACUCGCUACGGUCCAUGCCUUGUUUCAACUCUACAAUGCUGCCAGAUCUCACGGGGAUUCCGGAACCGGAAUUAUUUCGCGACCCAAGCAUUUGCGGGAAGUGCAGCAGAAGGCGUCAGCAGCAGUGGCAUUUGCCGGUAUCAUGUCGAACCACGUUCCAGCUGACGUCAUUGUUCAAAUUCUGCAACUCUCGGGUCUGAUGUGCUGAGCCAAUUUUUUGCUAACUUUUUUCUGAAAGAAUUCGGUUUUUUUUCCGGGUUGCGAAUUACAAUGCCGGGUAUUUUUCCUGGACGGUUUGUUGCUCGAGUCAA